AAAAAACUAAAAAAAAAAAAAAUGGAAGAGAGUAAGAAAAAGAAGAAACCAGAAGAGCAAGUUCAAGAGCCUGAAUCAGAUUUACCUGAAGCCUUACUAGAAUAUCACAUUGUGGCAAAAGAAGCAGCAAUUGCAUCGGUUUUGUUUCAUCUGAAAGGAUUGGAAGAAAAGAUCAAAGAAAAUAUUAAAAAGAAUGUUGUUGUGAAGGAAGAACAGAAGGUGCUUAUCAGGCGCUUAGUAAGGCAAAUAGAAGAAAAGGAGAAAAAACGAGAUGAGAAAGAGGUUGUAACCAGGGAUGAUGUGGAAGAGUCACUGAAAGCAGUUUUUCAGUUUGUGAAGGACAAAGAACAACUUCUUCAAGAUCUGCGCUCCCAAAUUGAAGAAACUAAGAAAACAAUUGCAGAAAAGCAGCGUGAGAGAGAUUAUUGGUUGGAGUACAAAAAUGUCGGAAGUAAAAUACAUGCUGAGAGGAUUAGCAGUCUGGAAAAAGACAUUGCAGAUGUCAAAUAUGAACUUGAAAGAACUGAAGAAUAUUAUAGAGAAGCUUUGGAAGUUGUGAAAGAAGAAAAUCAGAAACUGUUUGACAGGCACAUGAAAUUACUCAGUGAAGAAGCUCUUAAGAAUGCUGUGGGAUACUUAGACAAAGACUGUCGCAGAGAGAUUGAAGAGAAUGAGUGGCUCAAAGAAGAGGUUAAGAUCUACCGAAAGGAAGAAAGGGAUUUGAAAGCUUCUGUCCAGCUCCUGGAAGAAGAAAAUACCAGUUUAGUGGCAAAAUUGAUUGAUAUCAAACUUCAGCAACUAGGAGUAUCAGGGCAUUUGUUUCAUACAAAGGGAGCUGGCUUGCAAGAACUUCCUAAGGAUGAAAUGAAAAGGGGAAAAAGAGAAUAUACAGCAAAGACAGAUGGAAAGAGCCUCAGAAGUGUCUUUCCAAAGAUUCGGUCUAAAACAGAUUAUAAGAAGCCUCCAGACAGUGAUGAAAAAUCACGGAAAAAAUUCUUCACUCCAGCCCUGGACAGCUUGUUGUAUGAAGAUGAAGAAGAGUUUGAGGCAUACUCAAAACUGGGACCUCUGAAGAGAAAGCUGCUCGUGGUUGGAAAAGCUGUGCCUGCUUGUAAGGAACCAGAAGAAAUGCCAAGCAGGAGCUACAGAGAAAAGGACACUGUUGGUAAAUCAGAUGGGCAUAUCACAGCUAAGAUGAUCAAGGCCUUAUUUAAGGAAAAUGUUGAUGAAAACUAGACAAGCUGUGCUGUUUGCACAGAAAUGUAACAUUCUCAGUUCAUUAAAUAUUUGCUCUCUUCUGUGUGGCAUGGGGCUUUGAGGAAACUAUUUUAGAGUGCCUGAAUCAUGAUUAUAAGUUUCAUGAGAGGUAUGUCUGUGUGCAGAGGCUAAUUGAAAGGUUCCUUUCCUUACCACUGAGAGACGUCUUGUGCACUCUUUGAGGUAUUCAGUCCACAUAGCAGCACAUUUAUCUACUAAAAGAUCUGAGCUAAUAUUUCGUUUGUGUGGUCUCUACUUGCAGAUGUGGAAUUUCCUCUUGAUCAGACAGUGAAUGGGUAAAUGCAGGCUGCCAUAAAACACAGAACUAUUACAAAACACAUAAUGCUCUGCUAAGGCAGAAUUAAUUUUUGCAAGCAUAAUUCAACUAUUGCUAUAAAUUGAGUGUCUGAAUGCUUUUUUAUCUGUCUCCACAAGACCCCUACUUAAAUACAUUGAAAUAAACAAAAAUUAAUUUAAAACCAAUUUAAAACCAGCAUAAAAAAUCACUAAGGUCUUAAAUAUUUUGUUUGUUUAGAAUUGGCCAAAUGUAUUGUGUAAGCCCAUAUCCUUGGUUUGUGGCUGGCCUAUUUGAACAUCUAUCUUAGUGCAUUCAUGCAGUGGGGGGCUCCCUCUGGACACUCUCUCAGCAGCACACAACAGGUCCUUCCCACGUGUAGGCUCUGACCCAUGCGUUUCCUCAUUAGAAACUUGUGACAGCAUUGAUUAAUCAAUUUAAACCCUCGACAAGAUAAUCAGCUGUUUGGAAUAAAGGUUUUUAAAAAAACUUACUUUUUAAACAACCUGUAUCUCUGUGCAGUAUCUCAGUGUAACUGUACUUCAGUGCAAACGCUUUUGGUUUUCCAAGCACGCUGAGCUGUCCCUGCCCAGCAGGUGUCUCCUUGGGCUGCAGGUGAGUCCCACUGGUCUCUGGGCUCCACUGACCAAGCUCCUCCUAGGCUGGGAUUGCAAGGAGACAGGUAAAGGUGUCAGACUCCAGGUAAAGGCAGACCUCACCUCACACUGACUGACUUCUCUGCCACGUGGUGAACAGUAAAGUGAGUUUGGACGUGGCCCUGCUGUAACCCAGUAGAGUGACUGUGAAGGCUGAGAUGAUUCCUGCCCCUUGUGUGUCCAUGGAAUGGGGAUCUGUACUUGGGCUGUGUGCAGCCCAAGAGACGCCUCCCCUCCGCUCCCCUGCCUUGCUUUGAGUGCAGUGCAAGCCCCAUGAAAUGGCUGACUUGAAAGAGAGAUUAGUUCUGCUCAGUGAUUAGUUUAGCUUCUUCUUUAGAUGCAGAAUUACAAUGUGGCUUAUGCUGAAUGGCUUUUCUGUUAAAGGCAGGCCUCUCCUUCUUCCCACCACUCCCCAGAGUGGAUUUACAUUUUCUAAUGGUGUAAAUGUAUGGCACAUCUAUAGGCUUCUCUUGGCUUAUGCCCAUAAUGCAUAACACCAUGUGCAGGACAUAUGGCAGGACAACAUCAACCUGCACCUUGGAAAAAAGAACCCUUGCAGUUUAGCCUUUUCCCAUAACAGCCUAUGUGGGUGAGAGGGAGUUAAAAGGAAAACCCAAACAUGCUAAUUAGGGUACAAGCCACAGGCAGCCUGCACAAGCCAGAAGCAACAGCCUUCAGCAAAACAUAUUUAGUGAAGUGUCUCAAAUCCCCUUGAUUUCUACAGGAUUAGCAUUAAGGCCACUGCGGGGCUUUCAUAUGGAGAAAGCUGGGUCUUCAGCCCAAGGCAUCUGGAUUUGAUAAAUUUGUUACUAGCAAAAUCUCAGAGAAAUGAGCAGCAUGUUCUAAAACAAGGGGCUGAUCAGUCACCUUCUGGCAGCACAGCCAGUGCUUCCAAGCCCCACUUGGAGUUCACUACUCCAGUUAGGACCAAACUUAUGGGAGUCACCCUUGUAUUCCCAGCAUUAUGAAAUAUUUUUUCUGUACUGUGUUAGUGUUGCACAAGACAACUCUAGGAUGCAAGCAAGGGUCCUGGUGUCUCCACAAUUACAAUCCAAUCUAAGCUUCAGCUGAGCUGGAGUUAUGUGUUUAACUAGAACAAAACUCAAAGAAACUUGCCGUUUCAACAGGAAGAAAAAAACCAAGUAUUCCUUGGAAUUCAAAGUUAAAGAAAUACAAACAUCACUCCAGUUGCAUGGAAAUAAAAACUAUUUUAAAUAGAAGCGAGGUCCAUGAGCUGGAAGUGAGAAACAUCAAUCCAUGGAAUGUCUAAAAAGCACAAUGGGGAGAGGUGUGCUGAGAGCCUGUAUCCACUCCAGUGAUGAAAGGAGCUGCUUACCUCAGCACUCUGCUGGCUUGAACCCUCUCUGAGCCACUGGCUUCUCCUGCUUUGUAGUCUGGCUGUGCUGGUAUGAACUCCCCAGCCUGAGCUGCAGGGAAUGUGAGUGAUUUCACUUUUGGUCUGGUUUUUAUGAGGUUUGCAGCCUCUGCUGCAGCAAGGUUAUAUAACAAGGCAAUCUUUCCACAGGUUCAGACCUGCACGUUUUGGGAAAGGAGGGUUAAGAGACUCGCUCUGCAGCAUUUGUUCUUGUUUGGCUGCUUUCUGAGUGAGAAGUUAUUAAACACUGCUUCUGUGGGCUAAAAGGAGUUUGCCAGAAUAAGGUCAAGGCAGAAGGUAAUGGACUGAAAAGUUACACUAUAGUGACAAGCACAGAACAGAGAAGCUAUUGGUGUUAGCAUCUUUAGCCACCGAUGUUUUGCAGCUGGAUGUUCCUCCAAAAAAAGGCUUUUCGUUGGAUUUUGAGUUAACUCUGAAAGUAAGGAUGUGUUUUGCAAUACUACAUUUCAGAGCUCAUGUUCUGCAGUCUCCCACAAACACCAUAUUGUUUUAGGACAUGACAUGGCAACAAGAUGCCAACAACUGUUCCCAUAUGUUGGCAAUUGAAUGUUGAGCCAUGCUGAAAACUAGGAUUUAACAUGGUGCUGGAUCUUUGCUCGCUUAGUGAUUAAAGUAAAACAAGAAGCUAAAAUUCUAUCAAAUACUGCUUUUCUAAAAAGUACUUGGGCAAUUGCUGUAGCUGGCACAGGGAAGUUCAGCAGUUACUGCCAAGAACAAAGCAGAGAUCCAUGCUAUGAAAAUAAACCCAAGACCCCAGUGCUCCUUGUGUACUGCAGCUGCCGGAUAUCUAAAGUACUAUGCUUGCAUCCAACACUUUCUCUGUACCCAUUCUCUGUAUCACCUCACACAGAAAUUUAAGCAAGUUAGCUCUUUGUUCCAAGGCUUUUUGAUCUUUGCUUCAGGAAAUUUCAUCAUCAGAGAAGCAAGAAAAUAAUUAAAUGUGUUUUACUCAAUUCUAGAGUGAUCUGUUAUCUUGGGGAGGCCAUCUCACAUCCUAUUACUCAACCUUCUGGUACAAAAAGGUGCUGAGUAGGUGGCAGCAAUGUUACACCUUCAGGGAACCUGCCCUGGGUUUUCUCCUCCUCACUCCUUCUCCUGAUCCAGCCAGGAUGCAGCUGAACAAUCAGCUAAGUCCCUUUGCUCUCCAGUUUGAGCUUGGAAAACAGCAGCAUAUCACAGAUGCUUGUUGGGCAAAUGCAGUGGAAGAUGUCAAGCCUGUUUCUGCUCUCUCCACUGUCGUGUGAGAGCUCCAAAGGUCAAGUCAAGAGAUUGACAACAGGCCAGGGAGCAAGCUCUUGCUCAGUUUACAUAUGCUGCCAUUAGCACUGCUCUUUUGUCUGUAUUCAGCACAUUUUUUCACUGCCCCAUCACAUUAUCUUGUCAAUCUUCUGUUCCCAUCAGCAUUUACUGCCUUUCCCAGUGUUUUAGCACUUAAUUCUCAUUUCUCUGCCACAAUUUUUAUCUCAAUUAUGCCAUGGCCUUUAAGUUGCAAUUCAUUUAUGUUGCUACAAAAUUUGUGUCAGGCUCUGGAAAUGGGCACUUUUUGUCUAAUGAAAGAUGCAGGGUUUGACCCUGUCCCUUUUUCUUGCCGAAGGGCUGUUUGGCAGCUGGGAACUUCUGUGACUUAUUCUGGCAGUUGGCUGAAUGGAACCUCUGAUGCCAAAAAGUCACGCAAAGACAGACUUCAAACAUGUCCUGAGGUACCAGCUCUGUUUGGUUUGUGACUUUGAAACAAAGAAGAGAAGCAGCAAAGGGACUUCAAUCUGUCUUCAUAUGAAGACUCCACAUUUGUGCUGUUGGAAAACUCAGGUGCUGUUCAAGUUCUUGUUCUGGCAAAAGCAAUUGUCUCAAGAGGUAAAUCCAGUUGUUUUCAUUAUAUAAUUCCCUGAUCUAGAAAAAAUAAAAAUAUUGUGGUUAUUCUGACACGCCAGUUCCCUACACAAAGCUUCAAGAGGAACCACAUCCCUCUAACAAAGCACUCCAUCAUCCUCUGUUGCAGUGUGCUUUUAUACUUUGUAAUACUUCGUAAUAGUUCUGAUUUUGUAUCCCCUUAUUCUCCCCAGAUGAUGUACC
Messenger RNA from Onychostruthus taczanowskii (white-rumped snowfinch), 5677 nucleotides. RefSeq names its product coiled-coil domain containing 83 (gene CCDC83). Lineage: Eukaryota; Metazoa; Chordata; Aves; Passeriformes; Passeridae. The transcript has 10 exons. Bases 22 to 1236 code for a protein of 404 amino acids. The record is from RefSeq and is a predicted model, not a curated record.